This is a messenger RNA of Contarinia nasturtii (swede midge), 3651 nucleotides long. RefSeq lists its product as uncharacterized. The transcript has 11 exons. The record is from RefSeq and is a predicted model, not a curated record. Bases 516 to 3356 code for a protein of 946 amino acids. NCBI's taxonomy places the organism in Eukaryota, Metazoa, Arthropoda, Insecta, Diptera, Cecidomyiidae.
GUUACAGAAAGGUCACGAUCUGACAAUUUUACAGAAGCGUUAAAGAAAACAAAGCGCACAAAUCCUGCACAUUCAUCGAGCACUCUUCAAUGAGAAUCGAAAAGUUAAAAGAAAAAGACACUAACCGUCUUAUUUAAAUUCAAUUCUGUAUAAUAGUUUCCGCGAUUUUUUAAUUUUUGUUAUGUGGUUAUGUUUUCAAUGUGGAAUUUCAAAACCUUAAAAUUGAAAUAUCUAUAGGAUUCAAUCAGAGAAAUUCAAAAAACGCAUCAAACACUGAAGUCGUCAAUCACAACGGGGUAUGAAUUGUGAUUGUGUGAAAUGUGAGAUAAAAAAAAGACAAAAACAUUUACAAGCGACGACAUUGAUAGAAUAGAGAGAGAGAGAAAAAAAAAAUAACACAACGGGUGAAUUGAAUAAAUUAAUGAAGUAAACUGUUUUCAUCGAGGAAGAGAAAAGUGAAUUUUAUUUAAAAAAAAAAAAACGUGAUCAAAAUCAAAACUGGAAACUCAGCGAAUAUGCAUCAAUUAAAUAUAAUAAUAGUGGUGUGGAUGGUGUUAUUUUAUAUGUCGAAUGGGGAAAAUGUGCCAAUUGAAGAUACAACCGAUACAGUGGUCGAUGUAUACGAUCCGAUGGGCUCCGAUGAAACAUUCGAUCCACAGAAAGAUUACAUCGACAUUAAAAGCUCAUAUGCGAAAUUUUAUAAAUUGUCCGGUCCGCCAAUUAUGGUACCACCAGCAUCACAACAAAAAUCAUGGCAACUGGUCGAUGAGACAACCAAUCCCGACAAUUAUGAUGAUACAAAUGAUAUGACGUCAACAAUUCCACCACAAAUCGAACAACAGACCACAAUAAAAUUCACGGAAAAUACUGUAAAGCGUACAAUGAAUGAUAUUGUAAAAAAUACACCGCAGCCCAAUACAUUUGAUACAUAUGAACAAUCAAUAGCACCAAAUGCUGAGCAUUUCAUGCAAAAAACAUCACUUCCAUCGUCAUCGUUCGAAUUGACGAGCAUCAAUGGUGACAAUAGAAGUGAAGAUGAUUUUGUCAAUGAAACGGGCAAUGAUGCACAACCGGCUCCAUUUGUAUCCACACAAAACGACACAAAUAUUCACAACGAGAGCGGCGAUUAUAUAAAUGACGAAGCGAUCGAAACAAAUUAUUCACAACCGAUAACCUCCAUACCAUACUCAAUGGACACAACAAUUACAUCAUUACCCUCAUCGCCUGUUUUCAUAUCAACACGGCCACCAACACCAUUCUCGACCAGUACAUCAACAUCGACCAUAACAGCAGCAGCAGCCGUUAUAUCGCCACCACUGGCAUUAGUACCAGCACCACUUGCACCAUCGCCAAAUGGACGACCGAUUACACCAAUUCCACAAGUUAACAAACGACCGAAAAAAAUCAAAGAAGAUAAAGACGACGAAGAAAAAGAAGUGCCACGCAUUUACAAAUAUAGUGCCGAUGAAAUCGUACGAAAAUACUUAGAUGACACAUUUUUACGUGCACCGCUAGCCACACUUAUUAAUACCGCUCCAGAACCGUUACGAAAAGCAAAAAUGCUAUGGAAGUCAGCACUUCGACCAAAUACACCAAUCGACAUCGUUUUGGUGGCUUUCAAUUCAUCAGGUGUUGGUGUGACGUAUAGUUUCAAGAAUACUCGAACAAUGAUUGCCGGCUUGGACAGUGUACAAGAGUCACGUGAAAUGAUUGAAGGAGGCAGUGGUUUUUAUGGUAUUUUAAGAGCAUCAGAACUAGUACCAUAUGAUAGUGCAAUAUUCAUAAGCACCGAUAAAAUUCCACAAGAUCUUAGCCUUAUGAAAAAUGCGGCUACCAUUUUACUGAAGAAAAGAAUUCGGUUGUAUUUAAUUUGGUUUGGUGAUCAAGUGAUCGAAGAGAAUGAAACGUCGAUUGGCGGUGCUUUGGGUGAAGUAGCGUUACGUUCGGGUGGUGAAAUUCUCCGUAUUACCGAAGAAUCGUUUGGCAACGGUGACAUGGGACUGGUAACUCAUUUCUUACAAAACGAUAUUCAAGGCGCCCAAAUUCUGGAAAUUCCCGUUAAUACGACCGACACAAAUUUGCAUAUAAAAAUUCAGGGAAACGUCGAUCAAGCGACAAUCAUGGCACCGACUGAUGGAAAAAUCUGUAAUCUACUUAGUAUUGAUUCAGUUAAAAGAUUUUCGAAUGGUUCACGUGCAAUUUAUAUGCCAAAUGAUCAGAAGUUUGUCAUCGAUUUAAAUAUAACGGCCACACCGAAAGGUAUUUACGUACUGACCAUUGUACCGGAGAUAACAAAUAGUGGAACGUACGAAAAAUACAAUCUUAUGGUUGAUUCGGAAUUUGAUCGUCGAACGACAAAGAAUGAAAUUGAUACAACAAUGGAAUACUUUUCCCCAAACGAUGGACUUAUGUUCAGAAAUCGCAGAAGCGAAACACUCUCCGAAGCACGUGAUGAUGAAGUUGUUUGGCCGGAAUACCAAAACGAUAAUCAAUUUGACGAGCCUCAAUUCAUAACAAAUGACACUGAAAUCUUGACGCGAAGUGAAAAAAGUCUCCUGCAAUCGGUGACAAAAAUUGAUUUGGGUGCACAAUCACAAUUGCUAGCCAAUCCUGGUUCGACCGUUCAAAUUUACUAUGAAAUCACCAAUUUGCGAGAUGUACCAACACUUCAUAACUUUCAAGUGACUGAUGAACAACGAUUUUUACGCACUUUAAAUCCCGUAUCGAUGUGGUUGGCACCAGGUCAAACGAACAAUGCCAUCGUUACAUGCUUCAUUCCAGCGAACAUUGAAGUCGGUACAAAGGAUAAAAUCACAUUUACAUCACCCGGACAAAAUUUGGCAAGUCAAUCGGCUAUUCUAACGGUGACAUCGCCACAAUCACCCAUACAGGAUCGUUAUGCACCGUAUGUGUACUGGAAGUAUGGAAGUCGAUGCUAUGGUCGUAGUGAAGCUGGACAUUGUGCGGGUUCGAUUUGGUCAGUUGAAAUAACAACCUAUGACACUGAUACGGGAAUUUUACGCGUACAAUCAAGUCCAAAAGGCUUAUUAAUUCGUGACCGAUACACAGCCGGAACAACGGAAGAGGUCAAAGCCACUUACACAGCUUCAUGUUGUACACCACGUGUUACAAUAACAAGCUAUGAUGUUGCCGGCAAUCCAAAGACAAUUACACUCGACGUAACCGAUUUUUAUUUAGAGCCAAUGGAAAUUGUUGCAAUCGUGCUGGGCUCAAUUCUAUUGCUUAUAAUUAUCGUUGCGAUAAUUCUGGGAAUUAUUUAUUGUUGCAAAAAGCAUCGAAACACUCGUGAACUACCGGUAUACCGGAGCCGGGCCGAAAGAGAUCGGUCUACAUAAUCCAAACAUAAAAUUCACAUCACUUAGGCCUUUUUUGGUGGAGGUAGCGAAAGCACACACAAACAAACACGUCGAUCAUCAGCACACUGUUCGCGAUCAUUCCCUUUAAACUUAAUUAACGACGACUUUUUUUCUACUUAACUCAAUUGAGCAUUUUUAUUAAACAUACUAUCAAUAUCAUGUAAAAACAAAAUUUAGAUAAGAAUAAUCAAAACAGGGACUAUAUUUGUACAAUAGAAAAUAAGAAAACUACAUAUGUUAACAAUGCAAAAAAAUAUACACGAAGGCGAUGUGC